AUGGUUUACGAGGUUCUUUUUGUCGCUUUCACAUUUAUAGGAAUCAACACAAGCAGUGUAAGUACCUCUAACAUAUCUAUAUUGGAAAUAUUGGUUGAUAUGUAUGGUAGGACUGUUUUUUACAUCAGGCUUCUCAUCACCUGCAUAAUUUGUAUUUCUAACUGGCGCUUCUCAGAACGGAAUCGCCAUAACGGUUCUCGAAAUCUGAGCUGUCAUUGUAAACUUAGGAGUAAAUGAUCCUAUUCCAAUCGAUUGCUUCCGACAAGCUUAAUGUUAAAGAGAAGUCUUCGUUGUCAUGUCAAUAGGACUUAGAUUUUACCGGUUUGGCACGCCUUUGAAAAUGUGGUAAUUAAGGGUACAACUGUUUCAGUAUUGUACACAGCAACACAGCAACGGCAAUCAUUUCAGUGAGUUUAUUUCUUCACGGCGUUUAACGAAAUCGAUAAAAAUAAUCUCGCUGAACUGAUUGCUGUCGCUGUGUGCAAUACUGACACAGUUGUUUCCUUAGUUGGCACAUUUUCAAAGGCGUUUUGGAUUUUGCCUUUGUCCACAAGAAUUAAAUUUUCAUUCUGAGAGAUGAAUAGGCACUUUGUCCUCUUCGAAACCGAAAGUGGAAGGGUCGUUGUUACACAAAAGCUUCCUUUGUUUGUAAUCGUCAUCACGAGUUAGUGACGAUUACCACCACAGAUGAUCUUCGCUAUCUGUAAGCUAACGUGUAUUCUAUGAAGUCGAAAGCAUGAAUACUGUGGUAAUCGCAAGAUAAAAAUAGUUAUUAUCCAAACAUACCAUCAAAGCUAGAAGACUAAUUGAAAGCGAAAUAUUUGAUACCAGAGGAAAACGUAAGGGCAAAUAUCACAAUAUUGUUGCCGGCAAAUGUAAUGUUGUUUUGACUAGACGCUCGAUACUUGAGACCUCUGGUACAAAAUGUUAUUUGUUCAAGGUAAAAUAAAAUUUCUUCAAAUUAAACUGUUUUUAUCUCACCGCAAAGCUGUUAUUACUUAGUAUAAGAAUUUGCUCAGGAUCGUACCUCCUGAGUGCUAUUGUUCGAAGUUUUAAAAGUCACUUCGUUUAAUGAAUAAGAAUCGAUAAAACAAUCCAAACUACCAACUGAAUUCAAAACUGAUGUUUGCUUUUUCUUGAUCUUAGAAGCUAGCUAAGCUGGUGUAAACAUAGACACGUAGAAAAGGAGCCUCCCCCUCUCCCCUCCCCUCCCUCUUCAUCUUUCUCCCCCCCUCUCCCCUCCCCUCCCUCUUCAUCUUUCUCCCCCCCUCUCCCCUCCCUCCCUCUUCAUCUUUCUCCCCCCUCCCCUCCCCUCCCUCUUCAUCUUUCUCCCCCCCCCUCCUCCCACUCCCCCAUUUUGUGCUUUUUGUUCCUUUUUUUCCGGUAAACAAAGUGUAAUCCAAACUGAUUUCUUUGUUGUUGUUCCCCUUCUGUCUUCUUACAGUCGCUUAGCGAUAGUUAUCCCAAGUUGUCCAGUCCGUCCUGCAAGAAAUGCCCUGCAGGAUCUUUUACAGUCUGCUCUCUAAAUGAAGAGUCACGAUGUGUAAAGUGCGCGGAAGGAACGUACAACGAUAAGCCUUCUCGCCGAGGAACAUGCAAGCGCUGCACCAGAUGUGGUCACAAUGAAUACGAGUCCCAUCCCUGUAAUUCAACGUCGAAUACCGUUUGUGUAAAAUGCAGGGAAUGUCCUCCAGGCUUCGGUGUGUUCAGGCCUUGUGAAAAGACUAGAGACACUGAUUGUGUUAAGUGUCCAGUUCCCGAGAGCUUUCUCAGCAGUUAUAGUAAAGUUGAAUGCGGAAUUAAAGGUAAUAGUUGAAUUUCUUUCCAAAGUCAGAACGACUUUUCCUUUUCCUGCAAUCAAACGUUCCAUAAACGGUGCAAAAAAGACCUAAAAUAAGUGCCCUCUUCAGCCUGAAAGGUGUUUUCUGUUGUGAGAUGUUACGAGCGGGGGUUGACCCAAGGGCCGUUAUGUUGUGUAUGCCUACGGAAGGUGCCAACCAGAGUGGAAUUGAUUAUUGGGACCAGUUGUUAAUUAACCCUUUAACUCCCAGAUCAAAUUUGUAAUUCUCCUUACUGUCAACCAUAAAAUUCUUAUUAAUGUUAGUUCAGAAAAUUUAGCGUUGGAUCCCCAAAUUGGUGUUUUUCUUUACUCUCAUAACUUAUCUGGUUGAUAUUGUAUUGAUCUUGUAAGGAGAAAUUCUAUCUUGAUCACUCAUGGGAGUUAAAGGGUUAACGCCAGGGAGGGAGAACUCUCUUGGGGGGAUCACAUGGUUUUUAGGGGAAAUGAAGGGGGUAUUUGUUGUCGCACAGCGGAGCAUAAAGGGGGGGGGGGGCUAUAAAAUAUUACGGAGCCUUAAGAAGGGAAAAGGUAAAUUUUAUAGUGACACAACCAGAAUCUUCCAAACCCCCCGAAUGUUGUGUUGUGAAAAAAGGAAUCGGCAAAAGAAAUCUUUGUUCCAUGAUUCUUCAGACACUCGUGAAAAUUUCGAAAACUAGAAGAUUUUUUUCGAUUGCAAAGUGCUCCGAUACUUCUUAGGUAUUUGAAUGUUUGACAUGAGAAGUUUAAGUGAUGGCAACUGAGAUAUGUUGCACGCCAGUUGUGUCUCAUCAUGCGUUUCAUUUUUCUGUUUUGCAGUUGAUUCUUUUCGCAACAAUAUCAGAGAGAAAGAAAAGCUCAAGGACAGUUUCUUUGUUCUAAGAGAGGAGGUUAAUCCCUGGGAAAAUGGCAGGAAGAACCCCAAGUCUCAGCAUCGACUUGCAUUCGUCGAGAAACAUGUCAACGCUAACAUCAUUGUAUCUGCGUUACCUUCUGUUAAUCCAACGCCUUCAAGUGUUUUCUUCUCUACGAAGCCCACUAGUGCUGUAGACCAAGGAACAAUUUUAGUUAGUUCUGCUUUUUAUAGCUCACCAUCGUCAUCACGGAGCGUCGAGAAAUCAAUUACUUUUCCCGCGGGAGAAAUCAUCGACCCUACACUCCGACCGGAUAUUUCUUCAAAACGUCGACCUCCAUCUCGCCCGACAGAAAAAUCCGUUUCCUCCUUUAAAACACAGACAAAUUUUGAAAUUCAAGGAGAUGAUGGGAGCUAUCCGAGUCGUACACCGCGAAACACCCGUCAAAACGGAACAGAUGCAACGACAACGCGUGUAGCAUCACCUGUUUCACCUUCUAAGAGCGUCAAAGCCAUGUACAUCAACCAUAGAAUGGAUGAAGAACUUAGCACAGAAUCCUAUCGACAUCGUACUACCAGGUGGAGUCUAGGUAAGGCUUAACUGACUUUGUCCUCCUCAGUUUUGUCCCGCGUCAAUAGCCAGCUAAUGUGACUACCCUUGGCAACACAACCUUAGCCCCCCUUACUCCCCUGACAUAUCCAGGGAGAGGGUCCGGGGAUCACGAUCUCCCCUCUAUUAGAUCUGUUUUGGUAUUUUUAUUACUUGUCAGACAACAAAAUUCUCGCAACGGUAGGUUUACAUGUUACUAUUCAGCAUGAAGUAUAAUUAAAAAAUGACCUAAAAGAUCAUAUAAAAUGAUCCAGAAGAGUUUUCUUUCCUUAUUUAGUUUGUUGGACCCUAUUGCGGAAAAGAAAAAUUGUCUUUUCUUAAUCAAAGUUUGGAUCCCCCCAGCAAUAAUUUCUGCAUCCGCUCCAGGGUGGUUGGGUGCGUUGUCUCCUGAGUCUGCGAGGGAGGCACAAAGGUGGCGGGGGGGGGGGGGAGUUGCUGAUUUUCAGAAAUUCAUUUGAAUUUCACAAAGAAGUUCAUCUCACAUUUCUUUAGAUGUUCAAAGGAGAAGUGAAAAGCCGGUGGACAAUAAUCCGUUAAUUUUUUAGGAAACCAGAUGACAACAACUAGUGUUAAGAACUUCUGCGAGCUUUUUUGCGCUGACAGUGACGCUUAACACUCAGGUUGCUACCUCGACCAUGUGUCUGUGUAAUUCUAAACGGGAUAUUCAAAAUAUCUCUGAUAUAUCAUCUAUUUUUGUCGGUCCCUUUCGAUAAUUUUUUACAGGAACUGAUAUUAACAAAGCGACAUUAAUGGUCACCAGUGAAAACGGACAUAUAGAAGUUGACUUCCCUCCUCCAACAAAGGAAAAUGAGGUCAGAGCCCCGUACCAUGAAUCUGACCAGGGUGUGUUCCAACAUUCUCAUAACUGGCUAGUGAUAGUAGUGAUAGUGGUUUCCGUUGCUGCUUUGGCGAUGAUUUUAAUAAUCAAGCGAUUGAGGCAUCAGAAGAAAACCAAAGGUAAAUGAUUUGGAUAUCUUGCGGAUCAAUAUCAGUAUCUGGGCAACUGCCCACCUACCCCUCCCCUAACCCGACGUAGGGGAGAGGUAGGUGGGCAGUUGCCCAGAUACUGAUAUUGAUCCUGUCUUGCAGCUGAGGGAUUUAGUUAUGUUAGGUUAUUUGGUGAGCAUGGUAUGGGGUACGUCACUUUUGACGUGCGCAUGAGCACUUGAGUGCAAUGGAUAAAAAGACACCGAAUCUAAAGUUUAAAUUUAUAAUUUUUAAUGAUAACGAUAACAGAAACCUGGCAUGCGCCCCAAUGAUUCUAAGAAAGUAAUGCAGGACCCUCUAAGACCCCCUUUACCCCCGAGACCUCUACUCACGCCCUUUAUAGGUAUAUCUAGGUAUUUCUGUGCGAACGUAUUCAAGUAUGGCAAGGUAUAUCCAGUAGAAAAUGAUAUCCAGUAGAAGUACGAAUGUGUUCAAGUAUGGAAAGGUAUAUCCAGUAGAAGUGCGAAUGUAUUCAAGUAUGGAAAGGUAAAUCCGGUAGAGUGUGAUAUCCAGUAGAAGAACGAAUGUGUUCAAGUAUGGAAAGGUAUAUCCAUUAGAAGUGCGAAUGUAUUCAAGUAUGGAAAGGUAAAUCCGGUAGAGUGUGAUAUCCAGUAGAAGAACAAAUGUGUUCGAGUAUGGAAAGGUAUAUCCAGUAGAGCAUGAUAUCCAGUAGAAGUACGAAUGUGUUCAAGUAUGGAAAGGUAUAUCCGGUAGAGUGUGAUAUCCAGUAGAGAUAGGAUGUGUUCAAGUAUGGAGAGGUCAUCCUUUACUUAAGAACAUCGUAAAUAUAUUGUUAAACCUUUUGUUGCACAGCAGAAAGAAUUUACAACAGAAUUCAAAAGCACCUGAGGAAUUACACUCAAACAACUAUUUGCCUGAAGCUAAAAAAUAUUGUUGAAUAAUGCUCUCGUCUGCGUCUUGAAGAUUAUUUUAAAAUAUUCCGCCAAAAAUGCGGCUAUUUAGGUAUUCAAAUAAUUAUCGCAAUGUCUUGUUACUUACAGGGAGUAGCUUCGCUUGUCCUCGUCCAAACUGCAUACGCCCUCCUCGCUGUGUGGCAUCGUCGGACUGUUGUGAUGGGGCUUCUAUAUCAAGCGCUACAGGAGCUUACACAGAACAGGUAUAGUAAUGGUGGGUUCGUCCACAAUAUUGACCUUCCUUGAACACUUUGUUGCCAUUUCAGAGAGUGAUUUUUACUGCUUAUUUAACUGAUAGACGGAAAGCCCCACAAGAUCAAAGUAUAGUCUGGAGGAUGAAACAGGAGAUUCUCUACCAAAUCUCAACAACCCAGCUCAAGACACUUUGCCUACCUUUCAAAGUAAUCUUGUGGUCGCAGAUGUUCAUCAUACCUCUCAAUUUGAUGGAACUGGCACAGGGUUAGUGGGGAAACGAGUUGUGUAAGUUUAUUUUUUCUUUAUCUAAGUUGUCUUAUCACUGAGGUCGAUUUAGUCACAUUUUCUCCUCAUAACGGGACGUCCAAAUCACAGUUUCCCUCAUAUUUUCUAUGAUAAUCGACCCUGUUUUCUAUAGGUCCCCUGGAUACAUAACGGAAGCGGAGGCCACGUUCGACAGCUCUGGUGGAAAGCUUUUCGCACCGGACUCUGAUGUCGUUAUCACUGUAGGGAGUGGAGCAGUUCAAGAGGGCACCAAGCAGCGUUUUUUCUUCCGCGUGCCCAAGGAUGACUCCACUUUGUUGCAGGACAUCCCGGAUAUGCCCGAAGGAACACUUAUUUCCCCCGUUGUCGAAUGUGGACCUCACAACGUUACCUUGCUCAAGCCGGUGGAAAUCACUGUUCCGCAUGAUCUGUGCUUGGACGAGGUCAGGAAGGAUUCGAUAAGGGUUUACAGAUGUGAGCCAUCUUCUAAAGGUAACUGUAAAUCGCUAUGCAAAAGUACUUUUAAAAAAAUCGCUUUUACGCACAAAUGGAAGUGGUACAGGAGGGUUAUAUAACCCGGAACCAAUUAGAGUGCUGAAUUUGGGCUGAACCGACCAAACAAUAUGGACAUUAUGGCCGACUUGAUUUGUCGCACAAUCUCAUCACCCCAAGAAUGUAAACAGUUUAUUCGAGCUUGGGGUACCGGAACACUCUCUUAAUUUUAGUGAUGUUUUUGUAAGGUUUUAACAGACACAAUGAUCCGGUUUUAAGAUCAUUUCCAGACAAUCAGUGGCUGUUUAUACUGACUUGACCAAAGGUUACAGCGAUACCUAGAAAUAGCUUAGGAAGGCAUUUUUCUAGGUUUUAAGCAUAUCCACAUGUUUAUAUUCUCGCAUUUAUGGUGGCUACAUCAGUUACAUAGAGACGAGUCCUUAUUUAUCAUCUAGGUAGGUAGGGAAGGGGGGUAGGAAUUUUGGUUAUGUCAAGAUACAAAUUACCUAAUCCUCCCAUAGGCCCCUAUAAUAUUCGUAUGAUUCCCCCCCCUUUCACUGGCAACUAAUCCCCCCUCCCCCCCCCAUAGAUAAUGUCUGGUACCUGAGGACGCUGUCAAAUUAAUUAUGUUAAAGGGCCGCUACGAUGGGAGAAAAUUCCCUCAGCGUCAGAAAAAAACUGCCAAUCCAAAGCAUGGUUUACUGUGAAAAAGAACUCCAUUCACAUCAAGACAAGAAAAUUUUCCAUUUGGAGUGUGUUCGCCUGUGGCGGAACAAAGAGGAAGAGAGCGACUGUUUACUUCAGCAGACAUAACCCGAGAAGUGAUCACAUUUACCUACGCUUCUACAUUUACAGUGAUAAUGAGGAUUCAAAGAAGGUAAGUCGCAAAACGAGUAGUCAGCUAAAAUGGUCAAGUAUAGCAUAAUGAGCUCAAAUAUUUUUGACAGAUUUAGGGAAGAAGUACAGGAGUGCGGACCAGCCCCCUCUCCAGCUGCGUUACUUAGUAAUUACUUAUUAUGCAAUGAGUAAUUCCUUUAAAAACUCAAUACCUGGGGCGUACAUCUACCAUAUUUUUUGAGCCUGGGUGUUUUCCUGGAUUGUUUGUUGCUAGCCUGUUCCAGGCGUUCAGUUAGUAAACCUGAUAGAAAUGGUAAAUGGUAGCUGUAAACGGUACGAUAAUAGCGGAGGAGUGAAAAAAAACGAGGGAGGCUUGGGUCAAGUCGCGUAAAGGAGGGAGGUCUGGGUCGGGUCGACUUUGUAAUACUUGUUGCACUGUUUUAUUUGGAUUGAGAUUUGUGUUGAGAUUUAUUUUACAACAUCUUAAGUGGCGCUCUUUAUGCUUUGAUUUACAUCUUUAUUUACCAAGCGAGUGAAAGCGCAGGAGAAAGAGUCUUUUCCUGGCUCGAGAUCAUCAAAGGAGAAACCGUUUAAGAUGUACGACGACGAAAAGGAUGUGAUUGUGAAGCUCACUGAUCUUGAAGACGGUUGGGAACUGGAUAAGACUCCCAGUCUACAGGUAUUGAGCAGAUUUAACAUGCAAUUCCAACAGAUCUUGUGGUAUGACCGCUGGACACUGCAAAUUAUUGCAUGACGUCAUCUUGGAUUUUCUUUAAAUUCGUUUUCCCUUUCCCCCCCUCUACCCCCCAACAAAUGCCUAAUGCUUCUUUAGCGUGUCAUGUUUCGUAUUAUGACAACUCAUUCUUACCAAAAAUUGCUUCGGAAUGUUUUCCCAUGACCUCAGUUAUAAAGUUAUGUGCGGAGUUGACCAAGGUCUUGGAGAGUGAGAAAGAUUUUAUGAUAUCAAAGAAACACUUGGAUGGUUCAUUUCUUUUUCCAUAAAAUGAGUAGUUUCCAUGCAAGGUAAUACGUUUUAACCUUUCUUUGUAGAAAUACAACUACGACACUGCAUAUCGCAAUGGAUUCCGUGCCAAAGAUGCCUGUGAUUUUGCAGUUAGACCGGCACGUCCAGGAGUGAAAGAAUUUUCCUGCAACCUUAAAUUUAAUCAAGAAGACAGCCCAACAGAGCAUUCAAUUUAUCUUUACCCGGGGUAUUCACCGCGACAGGUGAAGUACACUAUCUUACAGAAGUCAUAAAACUUUCGUGUGGUAGUAAUUGAGCAUUCGUGCGCCUGUAGUUACGUUAAUUUGUGCCCAAGUCGUGUAAAAUUAUUAUUUGCCCAGUCGUAAACCAUUUUACUCUUCCUGUGUUUGUAUAUCAUUGCUACCACAGUCGAACAAAAUUCGUUCUCCAUUCGUUAAACUAUCAGUCGAGGCCCACAUGUGAUGAAUCGCAAAACAGUCGCAUCCCUAUGGUAUGUCAGUAUAAUUGCUAAGGAGUGCGUUAUAUCUCUCUGUAGUCACCCCGCGCCAGAAGGUUAUCGAAAUAACGCUAAACUUUUCGGAUUUAACUGGUCGUAAUUGGCUUAUUGUGAGACAUGUUAAGCCUGUUUAACACUUUCUAGCAAACGAACGUUGACACGACCGCUACAAAUUAAUAUCUCGUUUCGUUCAGUUUUGCUACUGUCAUGUGCACUAUACCGUUUUAACCACGGGUUCUAAGCACCAAACUCUGUGCCUUAGUUUUUAAUGCGUGACAAACUGGAGGUGAAGAAAUAGAAUAAAAUCUACGUUUAACCCCUGAUAGUCACCCGAACAAUUAUACUUAACAACUUUUCUCCCAUAGGAUAAGUGAAUAUUGUUGAAUAUUCGUGAAGCAAACCUACAGUAAUUGAACCGGGGUCGUGUACGUAGCGUCAAUAUGUCUUCGAGGCUGUUUUUUUUAAAAUUUUGUUUGUUAUUCAAUCCGCAGACUGGUCGAAAUAUUUUUGUCCAAAAUUCUGAGAGUGGCACUUUUUCCAACGGUCGUAAGGUUGCGGGCGCAGUUUCUAUCACAAUGCCACCAGAGGAAAACGAAAUCAAUGGAAGCCAAGAAACGAUAACUUCAAUGGGUUGGUGACAUCGAUUGGUUAUCAUAAUAGCGCAAUUUUUAAUUGAGUGUCAAAAGUAAUGCGGGAUUACAUUGGUUUUCCUUAAUUGGGCUCCUUGAUUGGCUUAGACAGUUCAAGCCACUUUCCCAGCCAAUCAGAUGCGUGACUAAAAAACAAUCGGUAUAACAAGAUAAUUUGGUUUUAUCAACUGAGUCGAUAAUGCAAAUUUGCCGCUGUAAGGAGUUUCUUAAGCUGACGUUUCGAGCGUUAGCCCUUCGUCAUUCGCUCUGACUAGGGGCUAAAGCUCGAAACGUCAGUUUCAGGAACUGUUUACGGCAGCCAAUUUACAAGUUCAACUCAGUUGAUGGAACCAAGAUAUGCUAUUCAGUUUAAGCCGAAAUGGUCCUCAUGGAAGGACUCUAAAUGCUUCUCUCGUGUUUCUAUAUGUUUUGAGAAUCAUUUUUUAACAAGAUUCACGACACAGGAUUAGGUGCUUCUAGAUAUUCCUGGGAUCUACGAAAACCGGAACCUGAGUGAUUUAAGAACAAUUUGAUAGCGAUUACCCUUGCCGAGAAUAAAGUCUGGAAGCGAGAUUCAAUCUCUUCGCUCGAUCAUCUCUCAUCUCUAAAACAGUGAGAGCGAAUUCUGAUGUUUGUAUCGGAAAACCAAAACCAAAGUAUUAUUUACCAGCAGUCAGUUCUCGGGUCAAUAUCACAAGGAGUCAAUGAGAAUUCAAAUUAAAAACCAACAAACUGCCUAAAACGCGGGAAAACAGGAGCGAACACGUCGCAAUCGAUUCAAGUCUUGCAUCUAAUUGGUUGAGAGAGAGGCGCGAAUUUUCUUGAACAAUCACAGGACGAAAUGCAGCAAAACAAAAGCAACUACAGAUUACCUUCCAUGCUGAAGUGAAAAUUACUUUAGAAUAUUGGAGCUCAAUUGAGAGGAAUACAGUCCCGUGGUAGGAUUGACGCGACUUGGAUGAAUAAAUGGAGAAAGCUUGUCAGCGCAUUUACGGAAAAGAUUAAGGUAAAAGCGAUGAUAUUGUCUAAAAAAUAAUUUCUAUUUUUUGGCAGAUUCCUCGGCCAAUCAAACAGAAUCUUUCAGCUGCGAUAUAUCCUCGCUGGGCAGUGACAGACAACCAGUAACAGAAGACCAUUUCCACUGCAUACGCGAGGAAAUCGGUGCUAAAUGGAAGAAUGUCCUGCGAAAACUGGGUCUCAAGGAACCAGAAAUCGAAAAUAUUUGCGUGAAUCAUAAGGAAUAUGGGGUGGAGGAGAGUUUUUUCCAAGGUCUGCUGAAGUGGAAAAAACGUUUCGGCGAGGAAGCUACUACCGGAAAACUGUGUGACGUUCUUCGUGAGGCACGCUGCACGGAAGCUUUGAAAAAGUUAAGAGAAUUAAGGUAUGGUCUCUAAAUAAAAAUGUCAUUGUAUUACUAUUAUCAUCUUUAUUCCAGAUUCGGUUGCAUCUGAAAUAAAAUCAAGAAUUUUUUAAUUGACUGUCGUAAGUACUCUGGAAUUGCAUUGGUAUUUCAGUACCGUAUAUUACGUCGUUCCUUGAUUGAUUUAACAACCUGCACCAUCUGUUAUUCCAACUAUUUAUAUGUUCAAAACUGUUGGUGGCGACUUUAUUACUCGUGAUUUCCUGCGUUUGAAGGCAAUCGCGUCACUUGAAUUGAAGGGAGUACAACAUUUAUCCUCGGGUUUUAACUUUCUUAGACAGCUGAUUUCUGCCAUUAUUUCCCUCCAACCACGGCGGUAAGUUGUGGAAGAACUCGCGUGUAACCAGGAACUUUUCUCCUUCGUCACACGUAUUUCUAGUUUAGGUUGUCAUUGGUACCAAUAAUUUUCAUUGUUGACUGGCCGCCAUGGAGACUGCUUUUCUUUUGGCUUUACGACAAUUAAUAGGGAGUUUAAGAAAACCACGACGGCAACGGCAACGGGAACUUUGCUGAAAAAAAGGCUUUGUGAGUAGAAUAAUGGCUGUGCACGUGCGUUAUAAAUCUUUGUAAAUUUCUUCUCGUUGUCCACGGCGUCGCAGUCGUCGUUUCCUAAACUCUGCAAUGACAACAAUAGACAUCGAGCAGUUCCUCCUUUUCGGUGAAGUCCGUUGCGCGAAUCGAAAGCCGAAAUAAGUGGAAAAAAAAUGAUGUUGCAAAAGUAAGGUGUAAGGACUAAGGGAGAGUGGCAUGAAAAAUAAAAUUGCCUCUUUAUCUAGUCCUGUGGUUUAAAGUAAAACCGCUAUAGUCAUAUGAACUUUACAAAGCAACGGACUGCAUGUUUUGCUGUGUAAAUUUUAAAUCAACUUUUUGUCCUCUUAAGUUGCAGAGUGUGAAGCUGCUACUCCAGUUUAAGGAAGGGCGGCAAUUCUUUGAACAAGUGUAUGAAAAUUCCAUAUUAGGCCGUUUUACAGUUGUAUACUUAGUUGCCAAGCCUUUGAUCUGGAGUGAGACUGAAGUUAACUAUGUUGUGAUAUGGCAUUAUUUCUGAUUUCAUGGACUGAAUCAGAAAUAGAAAUUAUGUCUCAAUGUCUUCUGUAAUUCAACAUUCCACAUUCCACAUUCCAAUUAGACCUGGAAACAAUGGACAGAAAGAGCCAACCUGGAGAAUGUCGACUGCUAAAUUACCAUUCCCAUUAAUCCAAUUCUUCAUGAUAACCAGCAUUCAAAGACAAAACAUAUUUUUUUAGUUGCCAUUGUGCUUUAAUACACUCAACUGUGAUUGUCCUCGGAUACAGCUGGAAUAUGUUUUGAAAUCCAAAACUUUGCAUGUGCAGCAAAAAUUUUGCGAAUCAGACUUUUCAGCAAUCAAACUAUUCCAUCAAGUAAUUAAAACAAACACUUUUUAUCAAAAUUAGGUAUCAACAUGAAAAAAGUUAAUUUUUUAUCAUGUAAAAUAUCAGUGGUAGCAAUUAAUACAGAUUUUUUUAUGUAAUCUACAGACACAA
This is a messenger RNA of Pocillopora meandrina, 12003 nucleotides long. Lineage: Eukaryota; Metazoa; Cnidaria; Anthozoa; Scleractinia; Pocilloporidae. The record is from the annotation of a GenBank genome assembly.